Molecule: messenger RNA, 684 nt
Organism: Mytilus trossulus (common blue mussel)
Lineage: Eukaryota; Metazoa; Mollusca; Bivalvia; Mytilida; Mytilidae
Product: transmembrane emp24 domain-containing protein 7-like
Exons: 1
Coding region: 1-684 (227 amino acids)
Biological process (GO): Golgi organization; endoplasmic reticulum to Golgi vesicle-mediated transport; intracellular protein transport
Cellular component (GO): COPII-coated ER to Golgi transport vesicle; Golgi apparatus; endoplasmic reticulum-Golgi intermediate compartment
Source: RefSeq, a predicted model, not a curated record
AUGAACACAGUUUUAAUAGAGAAAAUGAAGAUGUUGGUAGUAUUUAUGUUCAUCCUAGGAUUUAAUUCUAAUUUUGCACAAGGCUACUACAGCGGUGGUGUCGCUCUGACUUUCGAACUAGAGGAUAAAGAGAAAAGCUGUUUUACUGAAACUUUUCUAGGAGGGAAACGUUAUGUGUUCUCAUACCAAGUUAUAAAAGGGGGCAACCAGGAUGUUGACGCAUGGGUUGUUUCACCAAACGGGAAAAUUCUCUAUAAAGAACAACGAAAAGAAGGAGAUGAAUUCACAUUUGAUCCAUCAAAAGGAGAUUUCCAAUUUUGUUUCGGGAAUCAAUUUUCUACAAUAAGUCACAAAACAAUCUUUUUCGAUAUAAGUCCAGAGGAUCCGGAUUCUUUAGCCGUGGAAGCGGGCGAUAAAACACCGAGAGUUCAGACACUAACGGAAAAUGCGUGUGAUGAAAUACAUUAUGCAAUGAGAGGAGUUGUAGAACACCAGAGAGACUAUAGACUUAAAGAGGCCAUCGGUCGCCAUGUAGCCGAGGGACUUAACAACCGAGUAUUUUGGUGGUCUAUAGUACAAGCGUUCAUCUUAUUAGCAAUAGGAUUUGGACAGGUCUUUAUACUUAAAACAUUUUUCACUGAAAAACUACCAGCACAAAAUAAACCCGUAGAAACAUCAACUUAG